Leishmania braziliensis MHOM/BR/75/M2904 is the source of this 657-nucleotide messenger RNA. RefSeq lists its product as hypothetical. The record is from RefSeq and is a predicted model, not a curated record. The transcript has a single exon. NCBI's taxonomy places the organism in Eukaryota, Euglenozoa, Kinetoplastea, Trypanosomatida, Trypanosomatidae. The coding region runs from base 1 to 657 and encodes 218 amino acids.
AUGACCGCGUCUGCUGCUUCUCCUUUUGCGGUCCAUCUGGACCACUUUCGGCUGCUGGACGCGGGGAGGGAUACUACCAAUGCAGCCCCAUCCUCGGCGCCGCUGACGGCGCCGCUUUUCUUCUCUCUCACCAUCCGCUUUCAACGAAGUGAUGAGGCCGACCUUGCGCCGCUCAUCACCGCUUUGGGCGUCUCCGUCGACUUUGUGGCGGAUGUGGCAUCGGCGAAACAGACGCUGACCUUGUUACCGCCCACCCCUGUCAGUGGUCCUCAGUCACGAUUGAAUUCCACCACGCCAAACGGCGCCUUUUUGACGGCGGCCAGCGCGUCGGACUCAUCGGCAUCUCCCUUCAAUUUUUUAGCGGACGCUCCACUAAACAGCGCUGAUGAUGCUGCACCCGGCGCGGUGUAUCAGCUGAUCGUGUACUUGCGAGAUUUUCACGCAUUGGGAGAAGUGCAGUUGAAGCACUUGCUCCAGGUGAGCAUGAUGCGUGUCCGGCUGACGCAUCUCGGCCCCGGCAAGAGCAUCGCGGAAAGCGACUCGAGUGAUUCACGCACAGAGGAGUGCUUGGCGGCGUGGAACGUCAUUUGGCGGGUGCGCUGCAACCCACAGAAUGAAAAAGAGCUGAUACGCACGGUGCUAGACCCACUCGCGUAG